Molecule: messenger RNA, 1564 nt
Organism: Hippocampus zosterae (dwarf seahorse)
Lineage: Eukaryota; Metazoa; Chordata; Actinopteri; Syngnathiformes; Syngnathidae
Gene: cops4
Product: COP9 constitutive photomorphogenic homolog subunit 4 (Arabidopsis)
Exons: 10
Coding region: 91-1311 (406 amino acids)
Cellular component (GO): cytosol; COP9 signalosome
Source: RefSeq, a predicted model, not a curated record
GCUAUCAUGACUAAAAAAACUCAUCACUAAGCGGAAGUUUCCACUUUUGGUGGCGGAAGUAGUGUUGUUGACAACCCGGACGGCGCGACCAUGGCCACUGAAGUGCGGCAGGAGCUCGCACAGCUGAUGAAUUCGUUUGGCUCCCACAAAGACCUCUCAGCCAAAUAUCGACAAAUCUUGGAAAAGGCAGUCCAGUUCACAGAUGCAGAUCAGCUCGAAUCCUUGAAAGCCUUUGUUGAAGCAAUGGUCAAUGAAAACGUGAGUCUAGUCAUCUCAAGACAGCUGCUCACCGACUUCUGCACACAUCUGCCCAACUUGCCCGACGCCACGGCCAAGGCGGUGUAUCACUUCACCUUGGAGAAGAUCCAGCCGAGGGUCAUUUCCUUCGAGGAGCAGGUGGCCUCCAUCAGACAGCACUUAGCGACCAUUUACGAAAAGGAGGGCGACUGGAGGAACGCCGCCCAGGUUUUAGUCGGCAUUCCUCUCGAGACGGGGCAAAAGCAAUAUAAUGUCGACUACAAGUUGGACACCUACCUGAAAAUAGCCCGUCUCUACUUGGAGGACGACGACCCGGUGCAGGCCGAGGCCUACAUCAACAGAGCCUCGCUGCUCCAGAACGAGUCCUCCAACGAGCAACUGCAAAUACAUUACAAGGUAUGCUACGCCAGAGUCCUCGACUUCAGGAGGAAGUUCAUUGAAGCCGCGCAGCGGUACAACGAGCUGUCUUACAAAUCCAUCGUCCAUGAGAGCGAGCGUCUCGAGGCGCUCAAGCACGCGCUCAACUGCACCAUUUUGGCGUCCGCAGGCCAGCAACGGUCCCGCAUGUUGGCCACCCUCUUCAAGGACGAGCGCUGCCAACAGCUGGCCGCCUACGGGAUCCUGGAGAAAAUGUACCUGGACCGCAUCAUCCGGGGGAACCAGCUGCAGGAGUUUGCCGCCAUGCUUAUGCCUCACCAGAAGGCCACCACGGCGGACGGCUCCAGCAUCCUGGACAGAGCUGUGAUCGAACACAAUCUGCUCUCCGCCAGUAAACUUUACAACAACAUCACCUUCGAAGAGCUCGGCGCACUCUUGGAAAUCCCUCCGGCCAAAGCUGAGAAGAUUGCGUCGCAGAUGAUCACCGAAGGACGCAUGAACGGCUUCAUCGACCAGAUUGACGGCAUCGUACACUUUGAGACGCGAGAGCCGCUUCCCACGUGGGACAAGCAGAUCCAGUCGCUGUGUUUCCAGGUCAACAAUCUCCUGGAAAAGAUCCGACAAGCGGCUCCCGAGUGGGCCGCCCAAGCCAUGGAGACCCAAAUGAGUCAGUAAAAGUCGCCCCAGCUACAGCCCCCCCCGUCUUGAAGUUCCGUCUUACCACUCAGAAGCAUCAUCGCAAGGUGCGCCGAAAAGGAAAUCCAUCCCUCCGCCGCUCGCAUCCCAUUGGCUGAAUAUUCCGAGGGCAAACUUUUCUUGCCCCUCCCCGCAGUGACUCAUGUUUGCGUUGACGACACAAGCGCUCUGGUGUGUAAGCCGCGACGACGCUCGGUGUUGACAUAAAAUCUGAUUAAACUUGCACACGGCC